Molecule: messenger RNA, 1595 nt
Organism: Aspergillus candidus
Lineage: Eukaryota; Fungi; Ascomycota; Eurotiomycetes; Eurotiales; Aspergillaceae
Product: COG1/VPS51 family protein
Exons: 1
Coding region: 89-952 (287 amino acids)
Biological process (GO): retrograde transport, endosome to Golgi; endocytic recycling; Golgi organization
Cellular component (GO): membrane; EARP complex; GARP complex
Source: RefSeq, a predicted model, not a curated record
CUUGCAUCCAAUUGCACAUAUUGUCUCUCGUUUCCCUGGAACCCCGAAACACAACAUUGCUAUAAUUGUCUACUCUGCUAUUUCCACCAUGUCGACUUUCUCCUCCCCCCGUCCCUCCAUCACCUCCUCCCGCGCCCACUCGCCCUCCGGACGCCCGUCCCUCGACACCCUAAAUACCAAUACCGGCGGCGGCCUCAGCGCAUCAUCGACGCCCUCCACCGCACGAGCUCUCUCCCCCUCCAUGUACCCACGGCGCAAUCGCGCCGCCCUCCGCGACUAUUACAACCUGAAACCCAGCGCAGCCGCAGAAGCCGGACGCCGGUCUCGCAGCGUGCCUCGGCACACCGACGCAGGGGACAUCUCAAAUCCAACAGUCGUAGCGACAGGGACAGAGCUGGACAGCACGGACUUUGACGCCCAGCGCUACGUGAACCAGCUGCUCGCGUCGUCGUCGCUCGCGACGGUGCUGAAGGCGGAGAACUCGCUCGUCGGGGACAUCCGCACGCUAGACAGCGAGCGCAAGGCGCUCGUGUACGACAACUACUCGAAGCUGAUCCGCGCGGUUGAGACGAUCGGGAAGAUGCGUAAGAGCAUGGACGAUCGGGGGGCGCCGUUGACGAUGACCAAGACGCUGGAGCCGGCUAUUGCGUUUGUGGCGGAGACGGCGGGCGGAUUGAUCCAGGAGGGAGAGGAGCAUCGGCGGCGGAUGAGGGAGAUUCGUGCCUCUGGGGAGACGGAUCGGAUUAGGGAGGCCGAGAAGGCCACUGUGAAGUGGGUGCUGGGGGCGCCUGCGCGGCUGGAGGGUCUGGUUGCGGAGGGGAAACGGGAUGAUGCGGAGAAGGACUGGGAUGAGGUGGUUGAUGUGUUGGAGAAGUGGGAGGGCGUUAAGGGUGUUGAGAGUGUGCGGAAAGCUUGCGAGAAAGUCAUGGGGAAGAAGAAUGAGGCGUCUUGAGGGGUUGGUCUCAUGAUAUUGCAUCUUUCCGACCUCUAGCCAGCUCUAGUCCACUCAGGGGCAUACUUGCUACGGGCAAGGCGACAGAGUUGACAAGUCUACUCUCUUCUGGAUCUGUCCUCUUCCCGGAGUCGGUCAAGAAUCACAUCUGCAGGUCUUUGACGUGCUGGGAACGCACAACGAUGUGGGGAAGAGCUUGCUGCUCAACUCUAGAGAAGCCGUUCAAUCCCUCCUGGUACUAGUUACCAGACCAGUCGACAAGCCCACUACCGCAUUAAAAUGGCAGCCAAAGCAGAGACAAGCAUGUAACCCACGCAUGGGUAUAGCAGCGAUUGAUCGAACGCUACACCAGACUCUAUCGACCUUGGUGGCUGAAACCUCCGAUAUCACACCAGAAUGGACCCAGACACAAUACUGCGAUUCCGUCGAGCUCCUGCCAUGGAACCUUAUUCAGGGGUUGGGGUCUCGUUCGUUAGCAUGAUUAAGGAGGCAAACCCUCCACAGUGUUUUCAAGACGGCCAAUUGAGAAUGUCGGAGGCAGACAACAGAGUCAUCCUUUCAGUAACUCCUGCAAAAUGUUCGAACUUCCUUGUAAAUGCAACAUCAUCUGAACUGUACGUCUGCGCUACCACAUACGGUGUCG